Messenger RNA from Cinclus cinclus, 606 nucleotides. RefSeq names its product urocortin-3-like. Gene Ontology annotation, biological process: adenylate cyclase-activating G protein-coupled receptor signaling pathway; cellular response to nutrient levels; digestion. Gene Ontology annotation, cellular component: extracellular region. NCBI's taxonomy places the organism in Eukaryota, Metazoa, Chordata, Aves, Passeriformes, Cinclidae. The transcript has 2 exons. The record is from RefSeq and is a predicted model, not a curated record. Bases 25 to 489 code for a protein of 154 amino acids. Gene Ontology annotation, molecular function: corticotropin-releasing hormone receptor 2 binding; hormone activity.
CAAGGAGACGAGGACCUGCUGCAAAUGGCACUCCUGGACACGCUGCGAGGAAGGAUGCUGCUCUCCUUCCUGCUGGUCCUCGGGGCACCAACGAGAGCCUGGAAGGGACCGAGCCGUGAGCGGCUCCUGCCAGCCCCCCAAGCUGUGGAUGGAGGGAAGCUGACGAGGCAGGAAACCACCAGCAAUAACAAGAUGGUGCCAGAUGUGUCCAAAAUGAGGAGCAAUGACGAUGGCUCUGGAGCAGGGUCUCAUCUGGACACAGCCAGCCUACCACUGCUAGAGGGAUCAGAAAGACAAGCACUGCCUUGGCUGAUGAGCCCAGCCACCAACAGAGCUGCUCCCAGGAAAAAGGGGAGGAAGAUGUCCCUGUCACUCGAUGUCAACACUCACUUACUGGAAAUCCUGCUCGACCUGGCCAGAGAGAAGGAACUGCAGGCCAAGGCAGCUGCCAAUGCUGAGCUGAUGGCUCGCCUGGGGCGCAGGAGAUGAACUGUCCUGGCUGGGAUAUAGCAGGCUGGAGAGGGCAGCAGGGCUGCCUGGGGCACAGGCGCAGUGGAGCAUCGGUGUGUCUGCAGGGGACUGUGGACUGGCACCUCGUCCCCACAC